Molecule: messenger RNA, 5565 nt
Organism: Aureobasidium melanogenum CBS 110374
Lineage: Eukaryota; Fungi; Ascomycota; Dothideomycetes; Dothideales; Saccotheciaceae
Exons: 4
Coding region: 1-5565 (1854 amino acids)
Source: RefSeq, a predicted model, not a curated record
AUGGCUCCUUCUCCGGCAGCAGGCAAGGCCACUGGUGGCGCCCCCAAGACUCCUACCAAGUUGGGAAGAAAGCCCCAGAGUCAAACCAGCCAGCCCCCUAAACUCGGACAGCAGGCAGCUUCCGGCGCAAGAAAAGCAUCCGCCCCCGAGGGUGCUAAGCAGCCAGAAACUCCUCAGCUUCCUGAGAAGCCUGAAGCUGGUGACGUGCAACAAAAAGCCGGUGAGGCCGCGCAAGGUGCACAGGAAAAGGCUGGCAAGACCGCCGAAGACGCUAAGAGCAAGGCCGAGGGCGCUGCCGAAGAGCCCAGCAAGGGCCCUCUGAGCAAGGUCUCCCAGGCUGGAGACAACGCCAAGGGCCAGCUCGAGGAGCAAGCUCCUCAACCAAUUGACGACUCUAACGAUAACGACACUGCUGCCGGUGCAGAAGACACCGCUGAUGAUGACGACACCGAAGACACUGCCGACGACGACAAGACCGUCAAGGCUGGUGACGAAGCUGACGACAAUGACGAUGAUGUUCAAGACACCACCGGCAAGGUGGCUGACGACGCCCAAAAGACUGGCAAGCAGUCCGGUGGUAACCUUCUCAAGGGCGCCAAGGGUCUUGCUGGCAAGGCCUCUGGUCUUGCUGGAAAGGCUGCUCAGGACCCCAAGAAGGCUGCUCAGGACGUCCCCAAGGACGCCCAAGAGACCGCAGAAGAUGUCAAGGAUACUGCCGAAGACACUGCUGAGGAUGCCGCUGAGAGCGCUCAAGACACUGCCGACGACGCCAAGAAGGACACUGCCGAAGACGCCACUGAGCAGGUCAAGGACACUGCUGAGGACACCGCUGAGCAGGCAGAGGAUGCCGCAGGUGAUGCCACCGACAAAGUCGGCGAGACCGCAGAGGACACCAAAGACACCGCUGAAGACGCCGCCGAUGGCGAGCUUCCCGAGAUCAACGACAUUAGCGAUCUCCCUGUCGACCUCUCUGUGCUAAAGGGCCUCGAGGUUGCAGAGGACGGUAUCGUCUCUGAUCAAGAUGGCAACCCCAUUGGCAAGCUUGCUGAGGGUGAUGCUGAGGAUCUUGCUGGUUACCCAAUCGGCGAUGACGGCGAGAUUCUUGAUGACGAUGGUGAUCUUGUCGGACGUGUCGAGCUUCUUCCUGAGCAGGUCAAGAAGCAGAUGGCCGACCUCAAGAGCAAGGGUGAACUUCCUGAGGGCGCCGAGAAGUUUGUGGGCGACCUUCCCGACACCGACGACAUUGAGAAGCCCAACCUCGCCAUCUUCAAGGGCCUCACCUGUGAUCCUACUGGUAACAUCUUCAACGACGAGGGUGACACUAUUGGUCAAGUCACCGACGGUGACCCGCAAGAGCUCAUGAACGCUACUCUGAACGAGUACGGCGAAUUCAUUGACGAGGAUGGCAAUGUCAUUGGCCACGCCGACAUCCACCCUGAUGCACCAGAGGACAUCUACGACCAAGUCCAGCAGGCUGCCGAUGAUGCUCAGGAUGCCGCUGACGACGCUCAAGACAACGCUGAAGAUACCGCCAAGGCCGCUGACAAGGUCGACGAGGCCGCUGACCACGUGGAUGAUGCCGCUGAUGAUGUCAAGGAUGCUGCUCAAGACAUUGAGGAUGAGCUUCCUGGCAUCGAGGCUCUUCAAGGCAGAGAACUCAACAAGGCCGGCGAGGUCGUUGAUGACCAAGGCGAGGUUCUUGGCCAGAUCGACGACGAGUCUCUCAAGGAGAAGCUCGAGUCUGGCGAACUCAAGGCCGAAGACCUCAAGAUCAACGAGGAUGGCGAAGUCGUCGACGCUGACGACAACGUCCUCGGCAAGGUCGGUCUCGCUGAAGGCGCUGCCGAAAAGCUUGGUGGUCGUCUCCCUUCCCUCGACCUCCGCAUUCUUGAUGGCAGAAAGGUCAACAAGAAGGGCAAGAUCCUUGACGACGAAGGUGACGAGAUUGGUGAGCUCGCUGAGGGCGACCCCAAGGAGUGUGCCGGCAAGAAGGUCAACGACAAGGGUGAAGUUCUUGACCAGAAUGGCAAGGUCAUUGGUAAGGUCUCCGUCGUUCCUGGCGAGGCUGCUGAGAACGCCACCAAGGAGCUCCAAACCGAGCUCGGCGAGAACGUUCCUGAUGAGGAGCAGGGUGAGGACGAGGAGCAAGCCGAUGAGGAGGAAGAGCCUCAAGGUCCUCAGUUCAAGAUCCCUGACCUCGACAUCCUCGAGGGCCUCAAGGUCAACAAGAAGGGCAAGAUCCUCAACGAAGAUGGCGAGGAGAUUGGCGAACUUACCUCUGGCGACCUCAGCGAAUGUGCUGGCAAGAAGGUCAACGACAAGGGCGAGGUUCUCGACGCCGAAGGCAAUACCAUUGGUCGUGUCAAGGCCCUGCCUCAAGAGAUCCCUCAGGAAGAGCUCGAAGAAGCCGAGGAGGCUGCCGACAAGGCUGAAGAUGCUCAAGACGCCGCCGAAGACGCCGAGAACGCUGAAGAGGGCGCUGAGAACGCUGAGGAGGGCGCCGAGGAUGCUGCUGAAGACGCUGAGUCCAACUUGCCUCCUCUCUCUGUCCUUGAGGGUCUCCAGGUCAACAAGUCCGGAAAGAUUGUCGACUCCAACGGUACUGUCGUUGGUGAGCUUACCGAAGGUGACGCCAAGAAGCUCUCCAAGUCUGGUGUCAAGUGUGACGACCAAGGUCAGUUCUGGGACGACAAGGGCCAUGUUAUUGGUCGUGCCAAGACCGUCCCUGUUGAGGAAGACGAGGAGUCUCCUUUCGCUGGUCUUGAUGGCCUGAUUGUCGUCAAGGACGGUUGGGUUGAGGAUGAGAACGGCAACCGUGUCGGUCAACUCGUCGAGGGCGACCCCAAGAAGCUUGUUGGUCGUGCUGUUGACGAGGACGGUGAUAUUCUCGACAAGAAGGGUUCAGUCGUUGGUCAUGCCGAACGCUACGAGGAAGCUGACCAGGAGCCCGAGCCCGAAGAAGAACCCGUCGACCUUUCCAGCCUUGCUGGCAAGACCGUGAACAAGGCUGGCUUUGUCAUUGGUGACGAGGGUGUACCUGUCGCUCGUCUGGUUGAGGGCAAGGCCAAGGAACUCGCAGGCAAGAAGCUUGAUGACCAAGGUCAGAUCUGGAACGACCAAGGCAAGGUCAUUGGCCGCGUCGAGAUGAUCCCCGAGGAUGAGCGCGAGUCCAAGCCUGACGGUCCCUUCGCUGGUCUCCAAGGUCUUCGCGUUGUUGCCGACGGCAAGGUCGCUGAUGAGGAUGAGAACAUCGUUGGUGAGAUUGUUGAGGGCAAUGCCAAGCGUCUGAUCGGUCUUGCUGUCGACGAGGAUGGCGACGUCAUGGACAGAUAUGGCAACGUCAAGGGCCAUGCCGAACCUCUCGAGGAAGAGGAGGAGGAAGGUCCUGUCGACAACUCUCUGCUCAAUGGCAAGAAGCUGAACAAGCAAGGCUUUGUUGUUGACGAGAAGGGUAUCCCUGUUGGUAAGCUCCUUGAGGGCAACGUCAAGGAGCUUGCUGGUCGUCUUUGCGACGAGAACGGCGACAUCCACAACGAUACUGGAAAGGUCGUUGGACACUGCGAAGUUCUUCCUGAGAAUGAGCGUGUCUCCAGGGCCGAGGGACCCUUCGCUGGCCAUGAGGGUCUUCGUGUUAACAAGGAAGGUUUCGUUGUUGAUUCCGAGGACAACGUUGUCGGAAAGGUCACCGAAGGUGAUGUGAAGAAGCUUGUUGGCCUCCAGGUUGAUGAGGAUGGCGACAUCAACGACAAGUACGGCAACGCAAAGGGCCACGCUGAGCCUUACGAAGAAGAGGAAGCUGCCCCCAUCGACAACUCGAUUCUCGACGGCAAGAAGCUCAACAAGCAAGGUUUCGUUGUCAACGAAGACGGCAUCCCUCUUGGUAAGCUUGUCGAAGGUAACGUCAAGGAACUCGCCGGUCGCCGCUGCGACGAAGAAGGCAAGAUUCAUGGCGAUACUGGCAAGGUCGUUGGUCGUUGUGAAGUUCUCCCUGAGAACGAACGUGUUGCCAGACCUGAGGGUCCCUUCGCCGGACUCGAAGGCCUCCAUGUCAACAAGGAGGGCUACGUCGAGGAUGCUGAGGGUAAUCGCGUCGGUAUCAUCACCGAAGGUAACGUCAAGCGUCUCGUAGGCCUCUCUGUUGAUGAGGAUGGUGACAUCAGCGACAAGUAUGGAAACACCAAGGGCCACGCUGAGCCUUGGGAGGAGGAGGAGCAGACCCCUGAAGAUCUCUCUGCGCUCGCUGGCUGCACUGUUAACAAGGCUGGUAACGUCGUCGACUCUUCCGGUACUAUCAUUGGACGUGUCUCCGAAGGUGACCCGUCUACCAUGGUCGGCAAGAAGGUCGAUGGUCAGGGACAAAUCUGGGACAAUGCCGGAAAUGUCAUUGGCAAGGCCGAGCUCGCCAAGGGUGCCGACACCAAGGCUGAAGGACCCUUCGCCGGUUUCGACAGCAUCACUGUCAACAAGGAGGGAUACGUUGUUACUCCUGACGGUAGCAUCGUUGGCCGCAUUACUGAGGGCGAUGUCAAGAAGCUUGUCGCUCACAAGGUCGACGAGGACGGUGAAAUCCAAGACAAGAAUGGUAACCUCAUCGGCAAGGCCGAGAGAUGGGAGCCUGAAGAGAAGGAGAGAAAGAUCAACCCCAUGUCCGGUCGCCGCGUCAACAAGGAGGGCGAAGUCCGUGACGAGAACGGCGAUGUCAUGGGCAGACUUACCGCUGGUGACCUCGGACACUGCGUUGGUCUCGAGGUUGAUGACAACGGCUACGUCGUCGACAAUGAUGGCAACAAGGUCGGUGAGGUCACUCUCAUCGGAAACAUUAUUGAAGACGAGGAGAUUCCUGAGGAGGAACUCACCGAAGAAGAGAAGGAAGAGCGCCGCAAGAGAGAGGAGGAGCGACAGAUCGCUGAGAAGAUGGGCACCAUCUGCACGCAGACUCUUGAGAGAGUCCAGCCUAUCUGCAAGCAGAUCACCGAUCACAUCGAAGCCGCCGACCGUACCCCACGUGAAGAGUUGGACGAGGAAGAUUUGGUCAACAAGGUCAAGCCUCUUAUCGAAGAGGGUGGUCGUAUCCUGCAAGAGUGCAACGGCUCUCUGCGUGGCCUCGACCCCGACGGUCACAUCGCCGCUCAAGCCAAGGGUCGUGCCGGCACCAAGGAGGCCACUCCCGAGGAGUACCGCCUGGCCGACACUCUCAAGGAGUUGACAGAGACCGUCGUCACCACUAUCGACAACGCAAAGAAGCGCAUCAGCGACAUGCCUCACGCCAAGAAGAAGCUGAACCCUCUCUGGGGUCUCAUGACACAGCCUCUCUUCCAGAUUCUUGCUGCCGUCGGUCUCUUGCUGACUGGUGUCCUGGGUCUGGUUGGCCAGCUGCUCAACGGACUUGGAUUGGGUGGACUCGUCAAUGGUCUGCUCGGUGGACUCGGCAUCGACAAGUUGCUCGGUGGUCUUGGUCUCGGCAGCGUUGCUGAUUCUCUUGGCCUGGGCAAGAAGGACAAGAAGAAGAGCGGUGGUGGUGCUAGCAGUUUGCCAAUUGUUGGCGGUCUGUUCGGCAAGAAGUAA